Molecule: messenger RNA, 2316 nt
Organism: Drosophila persimilis
Lineage: Eukaryota; Metazoa; Arthropoda; Insecta; Diptera; Drosophilidae
Gene: Gen
Product: flap endonuclease GEN
Exons: 5
Coding region: 37-2301 (754 amino acids)
Molecular function (GO): four-way junction DNA binding; 5'-flap endonuclease activity
Source: RefSeq, a predicted model, not a curated record
AGAAUAUUGUUUCAUUGUUCAUUGUUUCAUUGUUUUAUGGGUGUAAAAGAACUUUGGACAGUUUUAACCCCUCAUGCUGAGCGCAAGCCGAUAAAUGAGCUUCGCGGCAAGAAAGUGGCCAUUGAUUUGGCCGGCUGGGUGUGCGAAAGUCUGAAUGUGGUCGACUAUUUUGUGCAUCCGCGGCAUCAUCUAAAAAACCUUUUCUUUCGCACCUGCUACCUUAUAUGGGAGCAAGUCACUCCAGUGUUCGUUUUGGAGGGAGUGGCUCCGAAACUGAAGGGCCAAGUGAUUACCAAACGAAAUGAGCUGCAGUUUCGAGGAGUAAGACCCAAGGAUGCAGCCACUGGCACGCAAACUGCUGCAAAAGUAGACAAAGGACGGACCCGCUUCAACCAUGUCCUGAAACAGUGCGAGACUCUGCUGCUCUCAAUGGGAAUUCAGUGUGUCCAAGGCCCAGGCGAAGCGGAGGCCUACGCUGCCUUCCUCAACAAGCACGGAUUGGUGGAUGGCGUCAUUAGCCAGGAUUCGGAUUGCUUUGCCUACGGUGCUAUACGGGUGUAUCGCAACUUCUCAGUGUCCACCCAAGGGGCCCAGGCUGCCGCUGGGGGUGCUGUUGAUAUCUACGACAUGCGGGAGAUUACGAGCCGCAUGGAUUUUGGCCAGCACAAGAUUAUUGUGAUGGCUCUUCUAUGCGGCUGUGACUACUGUCCAGAUGGCAUUGGGGGUAUUGGCAAAGAUGGUGUCCUAAAACUGUUCAACAAGUACAAGGAAUCGGAGAUCCUGGAUCGGUUGAGGAACUGGCGAGCCGAGACAGAUAAGUACAAUGCUCUGGAGAUGCGGGUGGAUGACAAAUCCAUCUGCAGCAACUGCGGACACAUUGGGCGGACGCAGAGCCACACGAAGAGCGGCUGUAGCGUCUGUCGCACUAAACGGGGCUGUGACGAGACCUUGUGGAAAGAACAACGCCUUUCCAUUAAGGCGGAGCUGAUCCUACGCCGAAAGGCCUUGUUGGCUCCAGAGUUUCCCAACGAGGAGAUAAUAUCCGAGUUUCUCAGCGAGCCCCCAACGAUACCAAAUCUAAAUCUUGGCUGGCGGCAGCCGAAUCUCGUGAAAUUCAUCAAGCAGAUAGGGCAUCUGCUGCAGUGGCCGGAAAUCUACUGCUUUCAGAAGUUCUUUCCGAUCCUCACCCGUUGGCAGGUGCAGCAGGCGGCCAGGACCAAUGCGAUAGAACGAUUGGAGCUCGUUCAGCCGGUGGAUAUCAUCAAGAAGCGUACCGUGAAGGGAGUGGCCAGUUUGGAGCUGCGCUGGCAGGAUCCCAGUGGCAGUUUCCAGGGACUCAUACCAGACAAACAGAUUUCAGAGUUCGAGCUGGAACAUCCCAAGGGCAUCGAAGAGCUCUACUAUACCGUGGAGCCGCUGGACAUGCUGGAAGCUGCGUAUCCCGAUCUCGUGGCAUCCUUUCUCAAAUCCAAGGAGAAGCCCCCGAAGAAGGCCACGCGAAAGAAGAAGACCGAUCCCCUGAGCGCCAUCGAGAACAUCCCAGAAACAUUAGAUAAGCAGAAGGCGAACCCAGCGAAACCGAAGCGAGUGGUCAAAAAGAAAAAGGCUCAAACGGAGCAGUCUCAGCCUUCACUGCAACAAUUCCUCAGACGGGAGAAAAUAGGGGGGACUCCUGUGAAGAAUUCUCUGCCACAAAUGGCACAAUUGCCACAGAAAUGCUCCACACCCAUCACCAAAUUCUUGCCUUCGGAUCUCGAAAGCGACUGCGACGAGGUAGAGUUCGACAUGUCCGAUGUAGUCAAUGGAAUCAUAUCGAAUCCGAAUGCUCGACCAACUGUGACAAGACACGAAGGACGACAGUUGCACUACGAGGCCUUAUCCGACGACCUGAGCAUGCGUCUGGCCCAACUGAGUCUAAGGAAGGAUGAGCUCCAGGAGGAGCCUCUACCUCCAGUUGCUGAACACAAAAGGGAUCUCUCGCUGGUCGAGCACCUGCCGCAGAGCAAGCGUCUCUCUCUGGACGAUAGCUUUGAUCUGCUGGUGAAGGGCGAUCUUAAGAAGGUUCCCCACUUGAUACAGCCAAUUAGGACUCCCGUGGACCGCUUCAAGCACCAGCAUCGCAUAAGUGAGCAUCUUCCACAGCCUGCUGUCGAGCCUGCUGCAAACGUGAGCUACUUCUUCAAUCAAAGCAGUGAUAAUGCCGAUGCCUUCGAGCAGUUGAUGAACUCCAGCCUGGGAAUCCAAGAGCAGGCAGAAGGGGAUGAGGAGGAGGAAGAUGAUUUGGUGGUAAUCAGUGAUUAGGCUUACAGUUUAUAG